CGUUUUUUCCGGCGAGCUGUCCCCCAAACACUCUUCCCGUCAAAAUCAUUUGGACUUACUAUCCGCCACCAUUCUCAUUACAAAUUAGCCGAACGGAAUACAAUUUCAUAAACAACUCGUGGGAUUCUACCAAAUGGGCAGCAUCGGCGAGACCACGGAGCCGGUGAUCGACUUGCAGGACUUUCCGGCGCAGUCAAGAAAGCUGAUAGAGGCGUGCGAGGAGUGGGGAUGCUUCAGGGUCGUCAACCACGGCGAGAUUCUUCCGGCGUCGCUCAUGUCGGAGAUGAAACAAGUGGUGAAGUCGCUGUUCGAUCUUCCGGUGGAGAUCAAGAGGAGAAACAAACAUGUUCUUCCCGGCAGCGGGUAUGUCUCCCCGACUCCGAUCAAUCCACUCUACGAAGCUUUUGGGCUCUACGAUAUGUCGUCUCCUCAAGAUGUUGAAGCCUUCUGUACUGACCUCGAUGCCUCGCCUCACCAAAGAGAGACCAUAGUGAAGUAUGCUAAAGCUGUGAAUGACUUGAUGAGGGAGAUUGGGCGAAGAUUAGGAGAGGGGAUGGGUUUGAAAGGCGGUGAUCUUUUCGAAGGAUGGCCUUGCCAGUUCAGAAUAAACAAGUAUCAUUUCACCCCCGAGAAUGUAGGCUCUUCUGGGGUGCAGAUACACACAGACUCGGGAUUCCUUACUGUCCUCCAGGAAGACGAGAGUGUAGGUGGACUGGAAAUCAUGAAUAAAUCGGGCAAUUUUGUGGCUGUUGAUCCCUGCCCGGGUAGCCUCCUACUUAACCUUGGAGACAUGGCUGCUGUUUGGAGCAAUGGGAGAUUUUGCAAUGUGAGGCACAGGGUGAUGUGCAAAGAAGCAGCAAUUCGGGUAUCAAUCGCCUCGUUCCUUCUGGGACCGAGAGAGGCUGCCAUAGAAACACCAUUGCAGUUUCUCGGGUCUGAUCACCUCCCCCUUUAUGCUCCCAUCACUUACGAAGACCUUAGAAAGCUCCGGCAGGUGAACAACAUGCAUGCCGGGGAAGUUCUUGCUCUCUUGCGCUCUGACGCUUAGAGACUUGGGGCGGGUUUUCAACUCGCUUUUUCGUGUUUUGGGUACUGGAAUUCAGCAAGAACAUUAGGCAAUUUGUUCUAACUGGCCAAACAUGAUGUGAUCAAAGUGGCUUAAGUGUUGGAACCCUUAAGCUUGUUUGAUAGCUUAUCUCCAGCCUAUGUGCACUUGUAAUAAUGAAGUUGAUAAAUGAAAGUCUGAAGCUUCAUUCUUUCAAUAAACUGAAAAUUUGUGAA
This is a messenger RNA of Ipomoea nil (Japanese morning glory), 1281 nucleotides long. Its product is annotated as 2-oxoglutarate-dependent dioxygenase DAO-like. The coding region runs from base 134 to 1048 and encodes 304 amino acids. Gene Ontology annotation, molecular function: indole-3-acetaldehyde oxidase activity; dioxygenase activity. Gene Ontology annotation, biological process: auxin catabolic process. NCBI's taxonomy places the organism in Eukaryota, Viridiplantae, Streptophyta, Magnoliopsida, Solanales, Convolvulaceae. The transcript has 3 exons. The record is from RefSeq and is a predicted model, not a curated record.